Eremothecium gossypii ATCC 10895 is the source of this 2142-nucleotide messenger RNA. It is a transcript of the gene VTC4, whose product is annotated as Vtc4p. Lineage: Eukaryota; Fungi; Ascomycota; Saccharomycetes; Saccharomycetales; Saccharomycetaceae. The record is from RefSeq and is marked provisional. Gene Ontology annotation, biological process: vacuolar transport; polyphosphate metabolic process; microautophagy. The transcript has a single exon. Gene Ontology annotation, cellular component: fungal-type vacuole membrane; vacuolar transporter chaperone complex. Bases 1 to 2142 code for a protein of 713 amino acids.
AUGAAGUUCGGCGAACACCUCAGUAAGUCAUUGAUACGGGAAUACAGUUAUUACUAUAUAAGCUAUGAUGACCUAAAGAAUGAGUUAGAGGAGAACCUCGAGCGGAACGGCGGAGAGUGGUCUUCCGAUUUAGAAACUGAAUUUUUGGAAUCAUUGGAAGCUGAGUUGGAUAAGGUUUAUACGUUCUGUAAGGUGAAACAUAACCAGGUUUUGCGGAGGGUGAAGGAUGCGGAAGCUAAGGUUCGGACUACGAUGGGCUCCAUCCACUCUGUGAGCCCUGCUGCCGAUGAAGAGUUCGAGGUGCUCGAAGAAGAGCUAUCAGACAUUAUCGCAGACGUGCACGACUUGGCGAAGUUUGCGAUGCUUAACUACACUGGUUUCCAGAAGAUCAUCAAAAAACAUGACAAGAAGACUAAGUUUGUGCUCAAGCCAGUGUUCCAGGUUAGGAUGGAUUCCAAGCCUUUCUUUAAGGAGGACUAUGAUGAAAUUGUUGUCAAGAUUUCCCAAAUGUACGAUUUUGUCCGCACAAGGGGAAAUCCGGCCCGAGGGGACGCUUCUGCGGGUGGGAAGCAGCAAAACUUCGUCAGACAGACCACCAAGUACUGGGUGCAUCCUGAUAAUAUCACAGAGCUCAAGUUGAUCAUUUUGAAGCAUCUACCGGUGCUAGUCUUUAAUACGAACAAGGAGUUUGAGAAGGAGGAUAGCGCUAUCACGUCCAUCUAUUUUGAUAACAAGGAUCUUGAUUUGUACUACCAACGUUUGCGGAAGGACGAAGGUGCCGAGGCACACCGCCUACGGUGGUAUGGUGGCGUGGCAGCUGAUACUAUAUUUGUGGAGAGGAAAACACACAGAGAGAGUUGGACUGGUGAGAAGUCUGUUAAGGCUCGCUUUGCGUUAAAAGAGCGUUACGUGAAUGGGUUCAUCAAGGGAACUUACACUGCGAAUCAGGCAUUUGCCAAGAUGCGGAAGGAAAACAAGAAGACGCCACAAGAGAUCGAUGCCCUAGAAGCCCUUGCCACGGAAAUACAAUAUACCAUCUUAAAGAAACGGUUGCGCCCCGUCAUGCGCUCUUUUUAUAAUCGGACGGCCUUCCAAUUACCGGGUGAUGCGCGGGUCCGUAUCUCUUUGGAUACCGAGUUGACAAUGGUCAGAGAAGACGAUUUCGACGGUUAUGAUAGAACCAAUGGCAACUGGCGGAGGAUGGACAUCGGCGUUGAUUGGCCAUUUAAGCAGUUACCCGAGCACGAUGUUGAGUACUUCCCGUAUGCCGUGUUAGAGGUUAAAUUGCAGACCCAACUUGGUCAGGAGCCACCAGAAUGGGUUCGCGAGCUUGUCGGCUCGCACCUUGUUGAACCAGUUCCUAAAUUCUCGAAGUUCUUACACGGCAUGGCCGCCCUCUUGCCCAACCGCGUUGAUUCGAUCCCAUAUUGGCUCCCACAAAUGGACGUGGACAUUCGGAAACCCGUGAUCACAACGCAAAUCAAUAUCACCAGGCCCAAUUGCGAUGAUGAGGACGAGCAGGAUGAACUCCUUGAUGAUGCAGGCUACAGCAGACUAGGAAACAUCAUGGAUCCCGAGGAGCGUAUCGGAUACGGCUCGAUUGAGCCCCCGCCAGAGUCCGCACCCGCGGCGCCUGCGUUCCCGCGUACCCGUAACGACUCUGUCAUCCGCCGUAAAAUCAGCUCUACCCGGAAUCCGGUGGUUCGCCUGUACUACCGUGCAUAUGCAGCCCUCGAAAACUACCUGAACUUUGCUGACUACGAUCGGCCUCGUGUGGAUGCAGUUGACACAUUCAUCGAACCACCUCCUGGCAAAACCAUCUGCGUUCCUGUGAGGAUCGAACCAAAAGUUUACUUUGCCACUGAACGUACUUUCUUGUCAUGGUUGGAUAUCGGGCUCAUUUUCUCUGCUAUCUCGACCACCUUACUGACUUACGGCUCCCAGGCGGCCAUGAUUGGCGCGAUUGGUUUCUUCUUGACAUCCAUCGGGACCAUAUACUACAGUGCGUACAUAUACUGCAACAGGGUUAUCGAUAUCCGUCUCAGGCGUGCAGGUGACUACGAAGACAAGCGUGGGCCACCAAUCGUUUGUGGUAUGUUAUUCGCCUCAAUACUAUUCGUCUUCUUCUGCAAUUUGUUCUGA